Tupaia belangeri chinensis (Chinese tree shrew) is the source of this 2123-nucleotide messenger RNA. It is a transcript of the gene DDX43, whose product is annotated as DEAD-box helicase 43. NCBI's taxonomy places the organism in Eukaryota, Metazoa, Chordata, Mammalia, Scandentia, Tupaiidae. The coding region runs from base 77 to 2014 and encodes 645 amino acids. Gene Ontology annotation, molecular function: RNA binding; RNA helicase activity; ATP binding. The record is from RefSeq and is a predicted model, not a curated record. The transcript is spliced from 17 exons.
UGUGUCCCGGCGGGCGAGGCUUACGACGGCAAGGUUGGGCGAGAACCAAUUGAGACGUGUGAGAUCUUCUCAGGACAUGUCUACACCGCGAGCAGGAGCCAACGCCCCCCUCUGGGCCUCUGCUUCCCGGCGAAGCGCGACAGUGUCCCGAGCUCCGGAGAGGAGGCCGACGGAGGAGUCGAGUUGGGGUGUUAGUCGAGGAGGCAAGGAUGGCGGCUGGAGAGCCUCUGGGCUCCCGGAGUCUGUGGCCUCGGGUUGCCGGGAACCGCCUCUCUGCUUUGGACUGAAGAACGACUUAGUCGGCGUGGUGAUCGGUCGUGGUGGGUCAAAAAUAAGAGACAUCCAAAGUACAACAAAUACCAGGAUUCAGAUAGUAAAAGGGUAUCCUGAGGCACAAGUCAAAAUUUUUGGCAGCAAGGCGAUGCAGACGAAAGCAAAGGCAGUGAUAGAUAAUUUUGUUAAAAAACAGGAAGGAAAUUACAGUCCAGAAUGUCAAGUUGAUAUUGUUGCAUUCCAACCUUCUUUUGGAAGAGAUGUAAGCAUAGAUGACGGUGUUAUUACAGAAGAUCAGCCAUUGAUUGAUUGGGAUCAAAUUCGUGAGGAUGCUUUGAAAUGGGAAAAAAAAAAGUGGGCAGAUUUACCUCCAAUUAAGAAAAACUUUUACAAAGAGUCAACAACAACAGGCUCAAUGUCACAGGUACAGGUAGACAACUGGAGGAAGGAAAAUUUUAAUAUAACGUGUAAUGACUUGAAAGAUGGUGAGAAACGUCCCAUUCCCAAUCCUAUCUGUACAUUUGAAGAUGCCUUUCAAGGUUUUCCUGAAAUUCUGAAAAGCAUUAAAAAGGCAGGUUUUCAAAAACCAACACCAAUUCAGUCACAGGCCUGGCCGAUAGUCCUACAAGGAAUAGAUCUUAUAGGAGUGGCCCAAACUGGAACAGGGAAGACACUGUCCUAUUUAAUGCCUGGAUUUAUUCAUCUGGACUCUCAACCAAUACCUAAAGAAAAAAGGAAUGGUCCCGGCAUGUUAGUCCUUACACCUACUCGAGAGUUAGCUCUUCAGGUGCAAGCCGAAUGUUCAAAAUAUUCAUAUAAAGGUCUGAGAAGUGUUUGUAUAUAUGGUGGUGGAGAUAGAGAUCAACAAAUACAAGACCUAACAGAAGGCACAGACAUCAUUAUUGCAACUCCUGGAAGAUUAAAUGAUCUACAAAUGAAUAACUUUGUCAACUUGAAUAGUAUAACCUACCUGGUUUUAGAUGAAGCAGACAAGAUGUUGGACAUGGGAUUUGAACCUCAGAUAAUGAAGAUUCUGUUAGAUGUGCGCCCAGACAGGCAGACUAUUAUGACAAGUGCAACUUGGCCAUGUGCUGUUCGUCGACUUGGACAGUCUUAUUUGAAAGAGCCAAUGAUGGUCUAUGUUGGUACUUUGGAUCUAGUUGCUGUAAAUACAGUGAAGCAAAAUAUAAUCGUCACUACAGAGGAGGAGAAACGGACUCAUAUCCAGACUUUCCUAGAGAGUAUGUCACCUAAAGACAAAGUCAUUGUCUUUGUCAGCAGAAAAGCUGUAGCUGACCACUUAUCGAGUGACCUGAUUCUUCGACAUAUAUCAGUAGAAUCUCUGCAUGGCAACAGAGAACAGAGUGAUCGGGAGAAAGCUUUAGAGAACUUUAAAACAGGUAAAGUGAGAAUACUAAUUGCUACUGACUUAGCAUCCCGAGGGCUCGAUGUCCAUGACAUUACACAUGUCUAUAACUAUGAUUUUCCACGGAAUAUUGAAGAAUACAUACACAGGGUAGGGCGUACUGGAAGAGCAGGGAGGACCGGAAUGUCAAUUACCCUUCUCACUAGAAAUGAUUGGAGGGUUUCCACUGAACUGAUUAAUAUUCUUGAAAGAGCAAAUCAGAGUAUCCCAGAGGAGCUUGUAUCAAUGGCUGAGAGAUACAAGGCAAAUAAACUGAAGAAAGAAACAGGGAAAAAAUUGGGAAGACCCCAAGGAAAGCCCAAGAAGUUUUAUUAAUAUCUUCUGCUGAAAAGUGGUACCAGCCUACCAGAGAAUUCGAGCUUUUUUUAGAAAUAUACCAAGAUAUGGAAGUAUUGGAACAUACUGGCAGUAUGAAGAGAUUUGA